AUGCGACGACGGCUCGCCGCCGAGCUUCUUCUCGCCGUCGCCGCGCUUCUGCCGUCGCUUCAAUGCCGCGCGCAUUUCAGCGUUCGCGUCAUGACGUUCAACGUGUGGAAUUCGGGCGCGAACGUCGAGAACGGCCAACAGAAAAUCGCGAAGCACAUUCUGCUGGUGCGGCCCGACAUUGUCGCGUUGCAAGAGGUCUACGCGAACGUCACCCGAAAUCUCACGAUGAUGCUCGGACCGCCGUGGAUCGCCGUCGAGAAUCCCGAUCCCGAGUAUCCGGACACGGCGAUUUUGACGAGACAACUGAUUCUUCCCAACACGGUUGUCCACACUGACUAUGGUGUCGGCGCGAAAAUUCUGUUCCGCAUGGGACCCGUCAUCCAUUUUUGGAAUGUGCACUUGGAUUGGCGCUCGUAUGGUCCGUACGCGGCCUUCAACAAACUCGUCACUAGCGAAAAUCAAAUUUUGGCCGGCGAGAAUUCGGCGCGCGGUCCCGAGAUUCUCGACGUCCUUCAUCAUCCGAUGACGCGAUUGUGGUUGUCGAAGACGGCCGACGUGCCGUUGAUGAUCGCCGGCGAUUUCAAUGGUCCGUCGCAUUUGGACUGGACGAAGCGCGCGAAGAAGGCGCACGGCGACUGGGAGAUUCGUUGGCCGGCGACGAAGCACCUCGACGAUUAUGGGUUUGUCGACUCGUUUCGCGAAAUCAAUCCCACGUCGAAUCCAGGCUACACCUGGUCAACCGUCAAUAAAUUCAAUCCGGAAUGGAAUUACACGAUUCCAGAACCACAGGAUCGCAUCGAUUUUAUUCAUUAUAAAGGACCCGCGGUACCGUACCAAUCAUUCACAUAUGCGGGAACCGAGCGUCUCCGACGAAUUCCGUAUCAUCAACAGAAUGAUUAUCCGUCGGACCAUUAUGCGGUCGUCACCGAUUUCCACCUGUACUGA
Molecule: messenger RNA, 945 nt
Organism: Caenorhabditis bovis
Lineage: Eukaryota; Metazoa; Nematoda; Chromadorea; Rhabditida; Rhabditidae
Source: the annotation of a GenBank genome assembly